This is a messenger RNA of Aspergillus wentii DTO 134E9, 294 nucleotides long. Its product is annotated as SNARE domain- containing protein. The record is from RefSeq and is a predicted model, not a curated record. The coding region runs from base 1 to 294 and encodes 97 amino acids. Lineage: Eukaryota; Fungi; Ascomycota; Eurotiomycetes; Eurotiales; Aspergillaceae. The transcript is spliced from 3 exons. Gene Ontology annotation, biological process: intra-Golgi vesicle-mediated transport.
AUGGGUGACGCCUACGAACGCGAACGACAGAACAAUGCCCUCCUUAACUCCCUCUCCGGGAAAGUGUCCGCUCUGAAGUCUGUAACUAUCGACAUUUACGACAACGCCCGCGACCAAAAUACCCUCAAUAACUCGAACGAAGUCUUUUCCUCCUUCUCGACAAAUCUCAAAGGAAGCGCCAGUCGCUUAACCCGUAUGGCACGGCAAGGAGAUACUAUCGCCGUGCUCAAAGUCGCGGGAAUCUGUGCAGGUGUUGGCGUGGGGACAUACAUCAUCACGGGGUGGAUCUUUUAA